UCUAUACAUGUCAAGCAAAGCCUCACAAUGCUGUGCUUACUAAACGCGUGAGCUUAGGAAUUUGCUGUAAGGUGGUUGUUCCCGGACCCCCACUCCGCCUAUUUGCGGUGGACCAACUGUCUGAGUCUCUGAUGGACACUCUCGGCAGGUGGACUGAGCCAGCGACUACACCUGUUUGGGAAAUCUGUGACAACGUAGGACAAAAAAAGAGAAAGGUCUUCGGGGAACUGAGAUUUUACUCUGCUUAACCACCCGCCCUCUCCUCGCUCUCCAUUGCACACACAGCUCACACAUACACACACUUGCCUCUCCCUUCUUGCUCCCACCCUGCUCGUCUCCUCUCCUGUCGGAUGCUGGUGUGGUGAACAGCAGGAUUCUCUUGGUUGAGACGUAUGGAGGCACAGGGAGGGGCUCCCAGCCCAGAGCCCGGUAAAGACAUCCAGAAGCUGCUAAAGCCCUCCAGCUCAGGGAACCUCUCUCAGGAGCAGUUCCAGCAGUACGCUGCAGGAGAGGAAGAGGAGGACGAGGGCGGCUGGACAGGACACACUGCCAGCCUACUGCACAUCUCUGAGAAGAGACAACCUCUGAGCAGUGUGUCCUCUUUGGAAGUCCACUUCGACCUCCUGGAUCUGACCGAGCUGACCGACAUGUCAGACCAGGAGCUGGCUGAAGUCUUUGCUGACUCUGACGAGGAGAACCACAAUGAGUCUCCACCAGGUUCCCAACAGGCAGUGCUGGGCAAAGGAGGCUACAUGCGCUCUCCCUCAUGGACACGCUGCAGCAAGGUAGAACUCCCCCGAGAGAGGAAGCACCACAGCGACUCGGACGCCACCACAGAGCCUUUAAUGAAGCUGGAGAGGCCAAAGCAACCUUGACGUGGCGCACGACACCGCUGGAAUGAAGCUCAGCGCGGACAGCCAGCACCAGAGCGUACCACUGGGCCACUGAUUCAUGGUGCUGAUGAACAGAUGAGUUCAUGCUGAAAUCUGGACACUAUGCAGUGUUCUUAAGAUCUUCAGUAAACACACACACACACACACACAUGCACAUACGCACACACUUCCAUCUCCUUAAUUGUUUUGCUCUGAGGAUUUAAAGUUUUGUUUUGGAGUGACAGACAUGGUAGUGACAGAACCGACUUGAGCCAAGGAAGGACGAGUGUGUGGUGUGCUGUCAUGACAACUGCCUAAAUCAUAGUGUGUUAGGAUCUCUUUCUUUAUUUUUUUUUUUUUUUAAAUUAAUAGUUUUCCCUAUCUUCCAAAGUGAUGACUAUCUAAUUUACAUUGGUCAUCCAAAGUCAAGUCAAAAUGACAGAGGAAUGACAAUCUUGUGCUUUUGUGAACUUGCAUGAAUGCCAAACACAAAAUCAAGUGCCAACACUUGUUUAACGCAACAACAAGCAGAAGUUACUUGACUAACUUUUAAUCAAUUUAGCUCGCCCAUAGCUGGACCGAUGAUCAUCCUGAAUGAUGUGAGUGACUGUGGGAGGAGAAAUUAAACAUCUUGGAAAACUGUG
Messenger RNA from Phyllopteryx taeniolatus (common seadragon), 1516 nucleotides. RefSeq names its product dysbindin domain containing 1 (gene dbndd1). The record is from RefSeq and is a predicted model, not a curated record. Bases 393 to 875 code for a protein of 160 amino acids. Lineage: Eukaryota; Metazoa; Chordata; Actinopteri; Syngnathiformes; Syngnathidae. Gene Ontology annotation, cellular component: cytoplasm. The transcript is spliced from 4 exons. Gene Ontology annotation, biological process: negative regulation of protein kinase activity.